CAGUGACAUAACACCUCAUUCACGAUGAACGGAUAUUUUAGCAACGCUGAGGAAAUAAACCUUAAGUUGGCUAAAGAAAAUGCACUCCAGCAACUACAGGCAAACGAUAAAGAACGCAAGAUUACUAUUCAUGCAGCAAUCAAAUCGCUUGCCGAGAUUYCAUGGCAGUUCCUAGACGGACCCCAAGUGACGGUCGAGGAAAUGGCCAUGCAGUUCUUUUGUCAUCCGAGAGUCUGCAGCUUUCUCAUCACUGCCUCAAGGCUCAAUGUUUUCACUGAGGAACUGGGAAAAUCCUUCAGAAGUGAUCUCGACUCAUUGGGACUCGUCAAGAAAUUGAAAUAUUUCUACAACUUACCARYRGGAGCGGUUACUCAACAGCUUAGAGAUCUUGUAUCAAGAUUCAUUACUGAUGCAAACAAGAUAGCUGAAUGGGAUAAUAUCUCAAAAGUGAUUACAGAAAGYCCACUGUGUACAAAGAAAGUACGCCAUGUUCUGAUCGAGAACGGACUUCCCGAGUGCUACCAGCAAAAUGCUAAAUAUCUUGAGAUAGCAGAUCCACACGCCGUAUAUCCGACGUCUAUUUACCGUAGCUGUGAAGGAUUCAUCCUGGCCAAGCAGGACGCUUCUGUUAUUGAAAGUACAAUGAGUACGACRGUAACAACAACGAUAAAGGUCGUCAAUGACAUUCUAAACCCGGAGAACAUAGAACUGAAGAAACUCUACCAACCUUUUGGAAGGUGUGUUGCCAUUAUUGAUGACAAAGUCGACCGUCUGUACGGUGAAGCAAUCCAAGUCUACUUCGAUACGCACAACAUUGAACUAUUGAAACUGGUAUUUCCUGGAAAUGAGGUUGACAAGGACAUAUCCACWGUAGAACAGAUGYUGGUUGCUCUCAAAAAGAUCAAAGUUUCAAGAGAUCAGCCUGUGUUGGUCGUCGGYGGUGGAGUGAUWUCGGAUAUCGCUGGAUUYGCUACAGCUCUGUAUCAUCGCAACACACCAUACGUCAUGUUGUGCACUAGUAUUGUKUCUGGAAUUGACGCUGGUCCGUCCCCUCGUACGUGUUGCGAUGGCUUUGGUUUCAAGAAYCUUUACGGCUGCUAYCACCCCCCUGUKCUAACUCUCAUUGAUCGYAGCUUCUUCARCACUCUCCAUCACGGCUGGAUCCGUCAUGGCAUAGCGGAGAUCGCUAAGAUGGCUGUAGUGAAGGAUGAGGAGUUGUUUAACCUCCUGGARCAAUACUCGUCCUCUCUGAUCUGGACCAAGUUUGGUACUGAGAUGGAUGACUUCAGUGGUGACGCUGAAACAUUCAGGGAAGUCUGUGAUCUCAUCAUUGGCAAAGCUCUUGAAGGGUAUGUACGCUCAGAAUAUGGUAACCUUUGGGAGACUCACCAGUGUCGACCUCACGCAUACGGACACACGUGGAGCCCUGGGUACGAGCUUCCUGCCGGCAUGCUUCACGGUCAUGCYGUAGCCACAGGGAUGGGAUUCGGCGCUUAUCUUUCAUUCUGCGAGGACUGGGUGACACAAGAAGAAUUGAGCCGAAUUCUUAAAGUYCUAAGCGGCCUGGAACUCUCYCUGUGGCAUCCGAUCAUGGAAGAGAGCGUUAUGAUUUACAGAGCACAGGAGAAAAUGAUUGAGAAAAGAGGCGGUAAUUUAGCUGCACCGAUACCGAAGGGUAUUGGAAACUGUGGYUACUUAAACUACAUGCCACUAGAACUCCUUCAGCAAAGACUCGAAGAAUACAGAGAAAUUUGUCAGCAGUACCCGAGGGAAGGGCUUGGGGUCGAAGCUCACUGCAAGGAGGUUGGUCUUGAAGAUCCCGCAACUGUUGGUAAUGUCAAUAACGUUCUUCCACAAGAAAUGAAGCAUCAAAAUGGCUGUGAAAAGGAUCGUGAAGACGGCGGGAAAACGAAGAAACUUUCCUAUCAGGAAUGGAUCGAGAYKAUGCAGAAAAAGAGAAACGCGGGCUUUACUUCAAACAUGACUUUGAAGCCAGCUCCYGACACACCACAUGCACCAGAGUAYGAACCYAACGAACUCUGCCAUCCAGAGGUGGAAGACUAUGCGGGGGGCCUAUCUCAAGUUCCYAGUGCCGAUAUMCAGAAGAUCGCCAUUGAAACUGAACAACARCAAAUGUUCACGCCAUGCAUGGUGGGACACCUUGAGUCACAAUUUCUAAAGAUGAUGGCCCAGAUUGGGAACGCAAAGAGAGUUUUGGAUAUAGGGACCUUUACUGGCAUGUCUGCCAUGGCAUUCGCUGAAGGUAUCCCCCCAGAUGGUGAAGUGGUAACCAUUGAGUUUGACACCGUUAUUGCAUCUACAGCAGAGAAGCUGUUCCGUAGUUCAACACAGUCACACAAACUGAUUCUUAAGGUCGGUGAUGCCGUAGAAAUCAUGAAAGAAUUAAAAACUGCAGAAGAGAAAUUUGAUAUCAUAUUCCUUGACGCAUCCAAGGAUCAAUACAUAGCGUACUACAACCUMGCCAUGGAUAUGCUGACCCCGUCAGGCUUYAUACUCGCUGAUAACUCGCUGUGUGCAUUGUUGUAUGACUCGGACGACUCGCGACGGCAAGCGCUUCACGAGUUUAACCAGAUGGUGAARAAUGAUAAAAGGGUUGAACAACUGGUUCURCCGUUCAGAGAGGGGAUCUCGAUARUACGUCCAAAGCACUAAGCACUUAAAACAUAGUUAUAGGCAUAUUUCUCUGCACUAUGGACACACAUACACAAAAUAUAUCUUGACAAUAUAUGAUAAAUUUAGAUCAUUACGCAUGUUUCCUACAUUGGCUAUAAUAUUCUCAUGUGAAYUUGGAGCAACUUCUUCCCUUGUUGGCCGAA
Messenger RNA from Exaiptasia diaphana, 2837 nucleotides. RefSeq lists its product as uncharacterized. Gene Ontology annotation, biological process: antibiotic biosynthetic process. NCBI's taxonomy places the organism in Eukaryota, Metazoa, Cnidaria, Anthozoa, Actiniaria, Aiptasiidae. The transcript has 7 exons. The coding region runs from base 25 to 2673 and encodes 882 amino acids. Gene Ontology annotation, molecular function: 3-dehydroquinate synthase activity; O-methyltransferase activity. The record is from RefSeq and is a predicted model, not a curated record.